This is a messenger RNA of Hyaloscypha bicolor E, 1338 nucleotides long. RefSeq lists its product as uncharacterized. The record is from RefSeq and is a predicted model, not a curated record. The transcript is spliced from 2 exons. Bases 1 to 1338 code for a protein of 445 amino acids. NCBI's taxonomy places the organism in Eukaryota, Fungi, Ascomycota, Leotiomycetes, Helotiales, Hyaloscyphaceae.
AUGAGUACGGCCAUCGCAAUGGCACCGUCGCCGGCACCCCACGACAGACCGUCGUAUGUCGACAUCGCACCCUCAGCAUCUUCAACGUCCCCUCCUGCGCAGCGCGCGUCUGCUUCGGCGACUCCGAAUCUGUCUGCUCCACGGACAGGGAGUGGAAGUCCGAAGUCUGCAUCGGCUUCAAAGGGUUCUCCAAACUUGUCUCGAAACGGUGUCCCGCCAAAAAUAAUCGUGAAAAAGGAACCUUCCUCGCCAGACUUACCAACCUCUCGACACAGACCUCGAAAGCUUGACCUGUCCAAGAACACGUCGACAAACAACCCAAGCACAGCAAGACCAUCCGCCGGUCAAUUGACGUCGAGAGGUGACAGUGGUGGACUUGGCAUUCAAGACGUUGGAUUGGCGUGUCUGUCGCCGGGAUUUGUCACCCAGGAUCCUACCAUGAGGGAACAGUUGCAGCGGAGUAUAUCGGUUCGAGAACAACAGAGGCAUAUCAUUGAGUCGCGGUUACAGCAAACAGCGAAGCCGGGCGAUGCACCAAUGGAGAGUGCGAAGGAACGAGAACUGGGAGGAUUCCCCGCCAAGACUCCCGGUACAUCGAAAAGGAAGGCGCCUCCAGGACUGAGCAUCGUAGCACCGCCCCACGAGCAAUUUGCCAACGAGAGAGUAAUUCAAUCCGCGCCCCUCCAUCAAUCUUUCACGGGACGACAUCAACCACACCCACUUACGAGACACAUUGCGAACCAACCGUCAAACCUCGCAAGCACUUCGCACAUCCACCAUGUUCCAGCAACUCAAACGAGCAACCGUCUUCCUCCCAUCACCGACGUAUUUGCAAGUGAAGGUCUCGGUGCACACCGCGAAAGCAACGGCAGCCGCUCUGCAUUCUUCCCCACAAACAAUAAUUCCGGCUCCGCCUCUAAUUCCUCGCAUUCGAACUCAAGACCGACUUUCCCCUCCCCAGGACACAACAAUAAUGCGCCGCAAUCAGCGCGACCCCGCGAGUACCGCUCAGCCGAAGAUGCACAAGUAGAAUUGGCCGGUGGACGACCCGAGCUUCUGCCAAAGUUGGUGCAUUAUGGCGGGCAUCAACCCCCCACGCCUCCCUCGCCACUUACCGGAAACACUAUGAGGCACGGAGAGACGAGCCGCAGCGGUGGAGGCAGAAGGAGAGCACGAGCAGAAUACGAGGAAGGCGGGAGCCCGCCACUCGGAAAUGGACCGUCAACAUCGAGAAGGGGGCCAUUCGGCGAAGGGCGUGACAGCCCCAUGAGCACCCAGAGAAAGAAAGAGGAAUUCAUGCGUUUGUGCGACCGAGCUUGGGAUUUGUUCCACUCUUAG